UGCCUGCCCGGUGAAGGCCGGGGAUGAGCCAGUCCACAAGAAGCCUGUCGUUAUGGCAAACCCUAUAACGGUUCAGGGAGGCAGCCCUGCACCGCAACCCCAGCGAGUUGCAGCAGAGAGCAGCAUCGGCUCCUGAACAGCUCCACCUUCACUUCUUGGCAGCAGAAGACCCUCCUCCUCAGCAGCGUGUCGCCAAUGAGUGGGCACGCCAAUGUCGCCUUCAACGGGGACGAGAUGGUGAAGGCGCCGGAGCAGAGGAGCAUGGACAAGGAGAAGGAGAGCCGGGCCAAGAAAGACGACCCGUGGGCGGUGCCGGAGAUGGUGGACGACAGCUCCAAGUGGGGGGUGGACUUGAGGAUCGAUGACACAGGCAAACCGUGGAAAGAGAUGACCACGUCGGAGAAGGUGCUGCGGGUGUGCAUCAACACGUGCAAGGUGAUGGCCGUGUUUGUGCUGCUCUACUUCUUUAUCUGUUCCCUCGACUUCCUCUCCUCCGCCUUCAGACUCAUCGCCGGACCCACGACGGGUGACAUCAUGUCCAACCAGUACAUCCAGAACCCCGUCGUGGGCCUGAUGAUCGGCAUCCUGGUGACGGUGCUGGUGCAGUCCUCCUCCACCUCCACCUCCAUCAUCGUGUCCAUGGUGUCGGCAGGCAUUUUGGACGUGCACGACGCCAUCCCGAUGAUCAUGGGCUCCAACAUCGGCACCUCCGUCACCAACACCAUCGUGUCCUUGACGCAGGUUGGCGAUCGUAACGAGUUCCGGAGAGCCUUUGCCGGCGCGACCGUCCACGACAUGUUCAACUGGCUGGCCGUGAUCACCUUGCUCACCAUCGAGCUGGCCACAGGCAUGCUGGAGAAGCUGACCGGCGCCAUCGUGGACUCUGACGCUCUGAGCGGGGGCGGCGGCGAGGUCAAGAUCCUCAAGUACAUCACCGAGCCCUUCACCAACCUUGUGGUUCAGCUGGACAAGGAUGUGUUGACACACUGGAGCGUUGGAGGCUGCAAGAUGAACUCUACCACUCUCAUCAAGACAAGCUGUGCCAAGAAGAGCGAAAACAUUACUACUGAUCUUUCAACGCUCACAACAACCACUACAACCACGGUGGCCACUAUUGGCACUUCCACUGAAGCAAGUUAUGUGAGCUGCCUGACAGAGCCAGACGGCACCUGCCACUUCCUCUUCUACGACACCUCCCUCACAGACAUGCAAAUUGGAAUCAUUCUCUUGAUUGCCUCUCUGAUCAUCCUCUGCACAGCUCUCAUCAUCAUCGUCAAGAUCCUCAAUUCCAUGAUGAAGGGCAAAAUGGCCGUCAUCAUCAAGAAGACCAUCAAUGCUGAGGUUCCCUACAUCCCCUGGAUCACCGGCUACAUCGCCAUCCUGGUGGGAGCGUUCAUGACCUUCAUCGUCCAGUCGUCCUCCAUUUUCACCUCCACACUCACUCCUCUCAUCGGUAUUGGCGUGAUAACCAUUGAGCGGUCUUACCCCCUCACGCUGGGCAGCAACAUUGGAACCACCACCACUGCACUGCUUGCGUCCAUGGCCGGCAGUGGAUCCACCCUUGUUGAUGCCAUCCAGAUUGCUUUGGUCCAUCUCUUCUUCAACAUCUUUGGAAUUAUGCUCUUCUACCCGAUCCCAUUCAUGAGGUUCCCGAUCCCUCUCGCCAAGAAGCUCGGAGAGACGACAGCAAAGUAUCGCUGGUUCGCCGUCCUGUACUUGUUCGUCAUGUUCUUCUUCCUGCCUGGAUUUGUCUUCAUCCUUUCCCUUGGCGGCCCGCUGGUCAUGGGUAUCGUGGGCAUCCCUCUCAUCGUGAUCCUGGGACUUGCUGUCAUCAUCAACGUUAUCCAAGCCAAGAAAAGGAGCAUACUGCCAAAAUUCCUGCAGACCUGGGACUGGCUGCCCAAACCCCUGCACUCCCUCCAGCCCUAUGAUGCUUGCUGCCUCUCCCUCCCCUGCUGCAAGUCAUGUCGCGAGGCAAACAAUGAUGACGACCUGAGCCAAGUUGAGGUGACCAAAGAAAACGCAGCCGACAACCCAGCCUUUGAGAGCACAGACACCAAGUUCUGAUAGCAGCGGGACUUUAUAUUAGUAAUUUAAAACUUUACACUUAGGAGAGAUAAGUUUGCCAACUCGUAAGCUGCAUCCCAAAUUAGUUCUCACACAGGGAAAAAAACUGCUUGGGAGAAUUGAUCUGAGGUAUGAAAAUGAGAUAACAGUAAGAAAAAAAGAUUGGUAAACAUUUUUCAUUUUGACACGUUCAUUUUUGUAUCUCAGUUCCGUUUCCUGGAGUAGUAACUUUCUUCCCUGACAUGAGUGACGGUUGGGAUGGUGUGUAUGGACUGCCGAAGGUACAUCAAUAGUUCAUGUCUUCAGCCACUUGCCCUUCACCCAGCAAGGAUGAAAGCUAUUAGCAAGACAACAUUCCCUGUGAGGGCUGUUUGGUGCCUUCUAAAAUCAUCUGCCUGGACAUGUAAGACAAGUUAAGGCAUAUGUUCACAAGUUUGUACGCACCGCUCCACUUGCUACUCCUGCCUGGGAAAAAAAAAACUUGGGAAAAUUAAGUUGAAGUAUAAAACUGAAAGGUUAUCAAUAUGAAGGAUGCUUAUAUAAUCUCUAACACCAAUGACCAGUCUUCCAGAGUGAAAGUUCAUUAAUCUGAAUUUCACUCUUCAGAAAAUUCAAUGGCCUAAAUUCAUGCUAGUAAAAAACUAUCAUCUUCAAGAAACAAGUCAUAUUUCUUGAGGGCAGGCAUGAAUCAUAAAUAACAAAUGUCUUGAAGGCAGAAAAUUAUAUUCCACCCCUAGAAACAGACUGAAUCCUUGAAGGCAGGAUAUCAUGACCCCAAAAGACAGCUGUCUGAAUCUGGAGCACAGGAAAUUACUGUCACAACUUAAGGACAGACGGACUUUUGCUCCACUAAAUGGAAGUUGGUAAACAAACCCUUCAUGCUCAACUUAUAGAAUAGCUCUACAUUGCCUUGUCUUUUAACUAUUCUGAAUAUUUAAUACAGAAGUUGUUCCUCCAUUUCAGGCAUGCCAUAGACACUCGUGUAAAAGUCAAUCUCUUGUGAUAGCCAGCCCCCCAAAACUACGAUACAUUAAUUUGAAGAAUAAAUUCAUUAUAGUAGUGAUAGAAGUAGUAGCAGUAGCAGCAGUAGUAGAAGUAGUAGUAAUAGAAGUAGCAAUCCCCUUAAAAAAAGUAGUAUCCUUGUAAGUCAAUCCCCUAAACACGGUUGAUAAAAAAUCAUUAAAAGUUUGACUUCAACGCGAGUCUGUACAGUAAGCAAGUGCCAAGCACAGUCUGUGCCGCAGCACCGUGAUGGUCUUUCAAUAGUGUAAAGAGCCAAGAGUCACCUCCAUUUGGUAUGUUAUAAAGUCAUCAGUAUUUAUUGUCAGGAUGCUCUUGGAAUAAGUUUUAUCCACAGUUCAUUAUUACAUCCCCAUCCUCAUAUCACCAUCAUCAAGCAUUUAUAUAGUACAUUUCAUGAAAACAUCAUCACAUAGUCACGUGUCAUCAUUUUGUAUUAACUUUUUACUUCAAAACUUUUGUGAUAGGUUCUAAUUAGAUGUAAUGAUCUAAGCCAAAGAAGUUGCAUUCCCCUUCUACACUAACCCUUCCGGCUGGCAGGUUCUGCGCUGAGAACAUGCCUGCCAGCAACAUUCCCACAGCCAGUGUGGGCACUAUUAGGUUUUAGUAACAUUGCUUCAUUGGGUUUUAUUCUAGGUAGGAAAAUUGGACACAUACAUUAGAAUUGCCAUUUUAAUGUUUUAGUUGUGAUAGACUUUGUUCAAAUUCAGUAAAUUUAGGUAGGAAAAGCUGUGACAUUGCUUUAUUUUUUUUCUUGGAAAGCAAAUUUCAAACAUUUUUAGUUGACAUGAUUCAUGUAAAUUCAAUCACUUUCUGGGGCAAAUUCUGACAUUUUAGCCAUGACAUUGCAUGCAAACACAUCUCUUGUGACCUAAUCAUUCUCUUUCUAUCAACAUUUACUGCAAAUAAACAUAUAAGUAGAAAGGAUGUCCAUACACAGCUGUGUGUGUGUGUGUGUGUGUGUGUGUGUGUGUGUGUGUGUGGAUAUAUAUAUAUAUAUAUAUAUAUAUAUAUAUA
Messenger RNA from Eriocheir sinensis (Chinese mitten crab), 4104 nucleotides. RefSeq names its product sodium-dependent phosphate transport protein 2B-like. Bases 196 to 2067 code for a protein of 623 amino acids. Gene Ontology annotation, biological process: sodium-dependent phosphate transport. NCBI's taxonomy places the organism in Eukaryota, Metazoa, Arthropoda, Malacostraca, Decapoda, Varunidae. The transcript is spliced from 13 exons. Gene Ontology annotation, molecular function: sodium:phosphate symporter activity. The record is from RefSeq and is a predicted model, not a curated record. Gene Ontology annotation, cellular component: membrane.